Messenger RNA from Leptonychotes weddellii (Weddell seal), 2096 nucleotides. The record is from RefSeq and is a predicted model, not a curated record. Lineage: Eukaryota; Metazoa; Chordata; Mammalia; Carnivora; Phocidae.
GAAGCGGGUCGGUUGGUCGGUCGGGAACGAGGCUCCCGCGGCCAGGCCCGCGCAGAGCCGUUGCCAUGGCAGCCGCCGCCGGGGGCGCGGACGACGAGCCGCGCUCGGGCCACUCAAGCUCGGAGGGCGAGUGCGCCGUGGCGCCGGAGCCGCUGACGGGCCCCGAGGGCCUCUUCUCCUUCGCGGACUUCGGAUCCGCGCUGGGCGGCGGCGCGGGCCUCCCGGGCCGGGCGUCCGGCGGGGCCCAGUCCCCGCUGCGCUACCUCCAUGUCCUGUGGCAGCAGGACGCGGAGCCCCGCGAUGAGCUGCGUUGUAAGAUUCCCGCCGGCCGGCUGAGGCGCGCCGCCAGGCCCCACCGGCGGCUCGGGCCCACGGGCAAGGAGGUGCACGCUCUGAAGAGGCUGAGGGACUCGGCCAAUGCCAACGAUGUGGAAACAGUGCAGCAGCUUCUGGAAGAUGGCGCCGAUCCCUGCGCAGCUGACGACAAGGGCCGCACAGCUCUGCACUUCGCCUCCUGCAAUGGCAACGACCAGAUCGUGCAGCUGCUCCUGGACCAUGGGGCUGAUCCCAACCAGCGAGAUGGGCUGGGGAACACGCCACUGCACCUGGCGGCCUGCACCAACCAUGUCCCUGUCAUCACUACCCUGCUACGAGGAGGUAUGUGCUCCCUUCCCCUUUGCCCUCCUCCCUUGCCCUCAUGCCAUCUGUGCUUACUUUGGCCUGCUCCCGCAGGGGCCCGCGUGGAUGCCCUGGACCGGGCUGGCCGCACGCCCCUGCACCUGGCCAAGUCGAAGCUGAACAUCCUGCAGGAAGGCCACUCCCAGUGCCUGGAGGCCGUCCGGCUGGAGGUGAAGCAGAUCAUCCAGAUGCUGAGGGAGUACCUGGAGCGCCUGGGGCGGCAUGAGCAGCGGGAACGGCUGGACAGCCUCUGCACCCGCCUCCAGAUGACGAGCACCAGAGAGCAGGUGGAUGAAGUGACCGAUCUCCUGGCCAGCUUCACAUCCCUCAGCUUGCAGAUGCAGAACAUGGAGAAGAGGUAGCAAGAGAGGCUGCCUGCCUUCCCGCUCUGCCGCUGCCCCGCCCCUGCUCCCACCGCUCUCUUGGUACCAAGAAAAAGCCCAGUGCCUGGGACUUUGGAGCUGCACUUAUCUGGUGAGGCCCUUGCCCCCAGAUGCCACGGGGCAGAGAUGCUCUCUCACCGACUUCAGAGCCACUCCCAGCCACGGCCUGUACCAUCUCUGUGGGCCGGGACCACAGCCCCCAGCUUCUUCUCUGCUCCCAUAGCACUGCAGCCACGCCUCAGCUCUGGCCGCCGUGCACUGUCCUAGCCGGCCUCACAUGUCCCGUGGCCUCCCCGGCACCCUCGGCAGGCCCCACACCCUUCUCUGUGUCCCUUCCUGGCCAGGGGCUUGUUGCGGCCAGCAGGGUGUGGGCUGAAGGCAGGCACCCUCGGGGGCUUCUUGGCUGGCCCUGCACCCCUCACCAGCACUUAGAUUUAGACUUGGCACCUGACUUUCAAGGAGACCUCACAGUGAGUUUCUCUGGUUGGAAGGGAGGGUCGGUGAAGCCUAGACCUUAGAAAUACAAGGUUAGGAAGGACCCUGCGGAACCCAAAACAGAAAAGCCCCAGCCUUUUUCACCCAGUCGUUGAAAUACCUGGAGGGCGAGGUGGUCCGUUCUGCAGCCUAGUUGUAGUAGGCUGAAUAGUGGCCCCCCGAGAUGUCUGUGUUGUUAUCCGAGGAACCUGUGAACAUUACUUUAUCGGGCAAAAGGGACUUUGCAGAUGUAAUUACAUUAAUGAUUUUUGGACCAGGAGACUCUCCCGGCUUACCCCAGUGGGCUUCAUGUAAUCACAGGGAUCCUUACGGGAGGAAAGCAGGAGGUCAGAGAGGAAGUAGGAGAUUCAGCCGGAGGGGGUCAGAGCUGAGGAAUGCAGGCACCCACAGAAGCUAGAACAGGCAAGGAAAUGGAUGCUCCCUGCAGAGCUCCCUGAGGGAACCAGCCCUGCUGAUACUUUGACUUUAGCCCAGUGAGACUGAUCUCAGAAUUCUGACCACCAAAACUGUAAGAGAAUAAAUAUGUGUUGUUUGAAGCCA